Molecule: messenger RNA, 294 nt
Organism: Chlorella variabilis
Lineage: Eukaryota; Viridiplantae; Chlorophyta; Trebouxiophyceae; Chlorellales; Chlorellaceae
Exons: 4
Coding region: 1-294 (97 amino acids)
Source: RefSeq, a predicted model, not a curated record
AUGCAGCCGCGCGCUGCAGCUCUCCUGGCGGCCUUUCUGGCCCUCGCAAUCAGUGGCGCCUCCGCAAAGUGCAGCGACGCCAACGACAGCCCGUGUGUAAGGUGCCACAAGGACGGCCUCAGGUGCGCUAAGUGCGUCUGGCGUUAUGGGCUGACCCCCAAGGGGACCUGCGCCCAGUGCAAGGUCCCGGGCAAACUUGGUUUUACUUGCAUCAAGUGUGACGGCCCCCGCCAGGACGUGUGCCAGGAAUGCAACGAUUGGGACGGCCUGCGCGACAAGCCCAUGGGUGCGUAG